UUCUCAUGCAACCUUACUUCUUGAAUUAAAUAUUAGAAUUGCUUAUUGGGGGUUGGACUACAGGGCAAUGAAGCAGAAUUCAUUCCCUUUGGCAUUCCAUUAACAAUUUGUGAGCUUGUAUUGCCAUUGACACAGAUAGACUACUGCAAUGGUAGCAUCUUGGUAAUUUCCUGUACCUUCUGUAAUGGUGCUGCUACUCAAGACCCAGAUAAAUGGUUUAGCCAGACAAGCGGAGGUUUUAAUUUCAUGGAAGGAACCCUUCAGAUUAUUAGGGUUUUUCAUUGGUGGCAGAACAUACACGACACUUCAUUGCAGAGACUCUUAUCACUAUACCUACUUGCUGCAACACUGUAAAAGCACCAAAUCGAUCAAAAAACUCCAUGCCCAGAUAACCACUGGAGGUUUUGAGCAAAACCCAUUUGUCGUUGCAAAGCUAGUUGGCAAGUAUGUUGAGUGCAGUGAAUCAAGCAUGGAAGCUGCACGGAAGGUGUUUGAUAGAUUGCUCGAGAGAGAUGUUUUUGUGUGGAACAUGGUUAUUCAGGGUUAUGCGAAUGUGGGUCCUUUUGUUGAAGCACUCAAUGUGUAUGAUAGAAUGCGGUUGAGUGGUGUGCCUGCAAAUAGGUACACCUACCCUUUUGUGCUCAAGGCUUGUGGUGCAAUGAGAGAUGGAAAACGAGGUCGGAUUGUUCAUGGACAUGUCGUGAAAUGUGGACUCGACUCGGAUUUGUUUGUUGGGAAUGCUCUUAUUGCCUUGUAUUCCAAGUGUGAGGAGAUUGAGAUAUCGAGAAGAGUGUUUGAUGAAAUACCUGGGAAAGAUUCUGUAAGUUGGAAUUCCAUGAUUUCAGGGUAUACGGCAAAUGGAAAUCCUCACGAGGCUCUAAUGCUUUUCCACACCAUGCUGCAAGAUCAUGCUGCAUCCUUGCCUGACCAUGCCACUCUUGUGUGCAUUCUUCCGGCUUGUGUUGAAGCAUCAGCUAUCGAAGUUGGCUUUUGGAUUCAUUCUUUCAUUAUAAAGUCAAGUAUGAAAGUAGACGCUGUUUUAGGCAGCGCUCUCAUUACAAUGUACGCAAAUUGUGGUCGCGUAACCACUGCCAGAGUUAUUUUUGAUCAAAUCAGUGAGAAAAAUGUGGGGGCGUGGAGUGCAAUGAUGCGGUGUCAUGGAAUGCAUGGGCAUGCAGAUGAGGCACUCCAAAUGUUUUCACAGUUUGCGGAGUCUGGCUUACGCCCGGAUGGUAUUGUAUUUUUGUGUUUGCUGUCCACUUGUAGUCACUCGGGGUUCAUCACAAAAGGCUUGGAACUUUUUGAGAAAAUGGGAGAAUAUGGAGUAGCGAAAAGCAAGAAACAUUAUGCUUGUGUGGUCGACCUUCUGGGAAGAGCUGGUUUACUUGACCAGGCGGUUGAACUUAUCAGAACCAUGCCCAUGGAGGCAGGUAAAGAUGUAUAUGGGGCCUUACUGGGAGCUUGUAGAAUACAUAAUAACAUAGAACUCGCCGAAAAAGCUGCAGAAAAGUUGUUUGUUUUGGACCCUGAAAAUGCUGGGAGGUAUAUUCUUCUGGCCAGCAUGUAUGAAGAUGCAGGUAGAUGGGAGGAUGCUGGUAGAGUGAGGAAGCUACUGAGAGACAACAACGUCAAGAAACCAACUGGAAGUAGUUCGAUCGAGGUGGAAUGUAUGUAUCACAGAUUUGGAGCAGAUGAUGAAUCUCACCCGUAUACAGACCAAAUUUUCAACACAUUGCAGAGACUGGAUAGGAUAAUGGAAGAAGAAACACUGAAACAGUGAUGGUUUAAAGUGAUUGUCGUAUCCCAGACGAGUUAUACAAUUUGAUAAGCUUACGGAUAGUCAACAUUGUCACUGUUAGAGCAAUUGCUCUGGAUUAUUGACCUAAUACAUUUUGUUCUAGGAAGUUUACGCUUUUCAUUUGCGUAUUAA
This is a messenger RNA of Malus domestica (apple), 1930 nucleotides long. Its product is annotated as pentatricopeptide repeat-containing protein CRR2, chloroplastic-like. Gene Ontology annotation, molecular function: protein binding. The record is from RefSeq and is a predicted model, not a curated record. Lineage: Eukaryota; Viridiplantae; Streptophyta; Magnoliopsida; Rosales; Rosaceae.